This is a messenger RNA of Ilyonectria robusta, 1614 nucleotides long. RefSeq names its product beta-xylosidase. Bases 1 to 1614 code for a protein of 537 amino acids. The transcript has a single exon. Gene Ontology annotation, molecular function: hydrolase activity, hydrolyzing O-glycosyl compounds. NCBI's taxonomy places the organism in Eukaryota, Fungi, Ascomycota, Sordariomycetes, Hypocreales, Nectriaceae. Gene Ontology annotation, biological process: carbohydrate metabolic process. The record is from RefSeq and is a predicted model, not a curated record.
AUGUCGUUGACCAGAAAUCCCAUCCUCCCAGGGUUCAACCCGGAUCCCUCAAUCCUAAGAGUUGACGAUGACUACUACAUCGCUACUUCGACUUUCGAGUGGUACCCCGGUGUGCAGAUUCACCAUUCUAAAGAUUUGGUCAACUGGGACUUGGUUGUGCGCCCGCUAAAUCGCAAGAGCCAGCUUGAUAUGCGUGGUGAUCCCGACAGCUGCGGAGUCUGGGCUCCAUGUCUCACUCACGAUGGUGACAAGUUCUGGCUUGUCUACACAGACGUCAAACGAAAAGACGGGUCGUUCAAAGACGCCCACAAUUAUAUUGUCCAUGCCCCUGCCAUCACGGGACCUUGGUCCGAUCCGAUCUAUGCCAAUUCUUCUGGCUUCGAUCCUUCAUUAUUCCACGACGAGGACGGCCGCAAAUGGUUUGUCAACAUGCUCUGGGACCAUCGCCGACGACCCCUGCUCUUUGCCGGAAUCAUCUUGCAGGAGUUUGACCCAAAGGCAGAGAAACUCGUUGGACCCAAAAAGAACGUCUACCAGGGAACGGACCUGGCGCUUGUCGAAGGCCCGCAUCUCUACAAGCGAAAUGGUUGGUACUACCUGUUGACGGCUGAGGGAGGCACAGCAUAUGAGCACGCGUGCACACUGGCCCGAUCUCGCGAUAUUUGGGGCCCUUAUGAAACACAUCCGCAGAAACAUAUCCUGACGGCUAAGGAUUCCCCGUUUGCAGCCCUGCAAAAGUCCGGCCAUGGAGACAUUGUUGAAAGCCCAGACGGCAAGACCUAUCUGGUUCAUCUGACUGGACGGCCAACGGGCCAGAACCGCCGGUGCGUCCUAGGGCGCGAGACGGCAAUUCAAGAAGCAUACUGGGGCGACGACGACUGGCUUUACGUCAAGAACGGCCCGGUGCCCAGCCUUUUCGUCAGCCUGCCAGGUACCCGGGAUGACGCCUCGUACUGGGCGGAACAGAAGUACACGUUUGAAAACGGGUUGCACAAAGACUUCCAGUGGCUUCGAACACCCGAAACCGAGCGGAUAUUUUCUUGCGAAGGGGGAAAGUUGUCCUUGAUUGGGCGUGAGGCUAUUGGGUCUUGGUUCGAGCAAGCGCUGGUGGCACGUCGCCAGGUGCACUUUUCGUACGACGCCGAGACCGUGGUCGACUUCUCGCCGUCGGACGAGCGCCAGUUCGCUGGCCUUACCGCCUACUACUGCCGGUUUAAUUUUUUCUACCUGACCGUCACUGCGCACUCUGACGGCCAGCGAGAGUUGCUCAUCAUGAGCUCCGAAGCCUCCUGGCCCGAAGGCGCUCUUGAGGCCCCAGGGAGCCAGGCGAUCCAGAUACCAAACGAAGGCAAAGUGAAGUUGGCUCUGGCGAUUCGCGGGCAGCGGCUUCAAUUUUCUUACGGGCUGGAGGGGGGCGAGAUGACGGAGAUUGGGCCGGUUUUUGACGCCUCGAUAGUCUCGGAUGAGUGUGGCGGACAUCAGGCGCAUGGGAGUUUCACGGGUGCGUUUGUGGGCAUGGCUUGCUCUGACCUGAAUGGAACGGCGCUCGAGGCUACUUUUGAUUACUUCACUUACCGGCCAGCGCAUGAUGCCACGGAUCGGUAUGAUCCUUGA